AUGACGUGGCUAAAUUUAUUAAUAUGCUUACUUUUGAAUGGAUUCGUAUCAGGCAAGAGAAAACUAAGCACAGAAAGGGAUGAUACUCAACAUGCUAGAAAAUCAAAUAAUGGAUUCAUUUCAGCCGAUCAAUUAAGCCUAACAUCUGAUCAUCCAUACUAUACACAGUCUAUUAGUUUUCGUCAGAAGGCACCGAUAGAAUUUACUAAAUCGAAAAGGGUUACAAUUCCAGCUGAUAUUUCUAUGAAUAUCACCACAAUGUUUCCAAUCGAUUAUUUUGCAAAUUCGUUUAAUUCUGUUCAAAUACUUGCAAGAGAGAAAUUUCUAGCUGUUAAAUGGAAUAAUCUAAGCAUUUAUGACUCAAAUGGUAAAGAAAUGUUGGAUCGAGCACAAAUUCUCUGUGUUCUUCAUCGUAAUGGUAACAUUUCAAUUCAUUUUGAGAAAAAUAACACAAAUGUGAAAUGGAAUCUAAGUCGUACGCGUGAACAACGCAGUUAUCCAUCCCAUCUCCCGAUAUCUACUCAAACGCUUAAUGUUAACGUCAAAGAAGAAAGCGCAAAUCCAAAUCGUACACAUAAACCACGCAGUUAUUCAUCUCAUUUCCCGAUACCUUCACAAAAGUUUAACGUAAACGUCAAAGAAGAAAGCGCAAAUCCAAAUCGUACACAUAAACCACGCAGUUAUUCAUCUCAUUUCCCGAUACCUUCACAAAAGUUUAACGUAAACGUCAAAGAAGAAAGCGCAAAUCCAAAUCGUACACAUAAACCACGCAGUUAUUCAUCUCAUUUCCCGAUACCUUCACAAAAGUUUAACGUAAACGUCAAAGAAGAAAGCGCAAAUCCGAAUCGUACACAUAAACCACGCAGUUAUUCAUCUCAUUUCCCGAUAACUUCACAAAAGUUUAACGUAAACGUCAAAGAAGAAAGCGCAAAUCCAAAUCGUACACAUAAACCACGCAGUUAUUCAUCUCAUUUCCCGAUAACUUCACAAAAGUUUAACGUAAACGUCAAAGAAGAAAGCGCAAAUCCGAAUCGUACACAUAAACCACGCAGUUAUUCAUCUCAUUUCCCGAUAACUUCACAAAAGUUUAACGUAAACGUCAAAGAAGAAAGCGCAAAUCCAAAUCGUACACAUAAACCACGCAGUUAUUCAUCUCAUUUCCCGAUACCUUCACAAAAGUUUAACGUAAACGUCAAAGAAGAAAGCGCAAAUCCGAAUCGUACACAUAAACCACACAAUUAUCCAUCUCAUCUCCCGAUACCUACUCAAACGCUUAAUGUUAGCGUCAAAGAAGAAAGCGCAAAUCCGAAUCGUACACAUAAACCACGCAGUUAUUCAUCUCAUUUCCCGAUAACUUCACAAAAGUUUAACGUAAACGUCAAAGAAGAAAGCGCAAAUCCAAAUCGUACUCAUAAACCACACAAUUAUCCAUCUCAUUUCCCGAUACCUUCACAAAAGUUUAAAGUGAACGUCAAAGAAGAAAGCGCAAAUCCAAAUCGUACACAUAAACCACGCAGUUAUUCAUCUCAUUUCCCGAUACCUUCACAAAAGUUUAACGUGAACGUCAAAGAAGAAAGCGCAAAUCCGAAUCGUACACAUAAACCACGCAGUUAUUCAUCUCAUUUCCCGAUACCUUCACAAAAGUUUAACGUAAACGUCAAAGAAGAAAGCGCAAAUCCAAAUCGUACACAUAAACCACGCAGUUAUUCAUCUCAUUUCCCGAUACCUUCACAAAAGUUUAACGUAAACGUCAAAGAAGAAAGCGCAAAUCUAAAUCGUACACAUAAACCACGCAGUUAUUCAUCUCAUUUCCCGAUACCUUCACAAAAGUUUAACGUAAACGUCAAAGAAGAAAGCGCAAAUCUAAAUCGUACACAUAAACCACACAAUUAUCCAUCUCAUCUCCCGAUACCUACUCAAACGCUUAAUGUUAGCGUCAAAGAAGAAAGCGCAAAUCCGAAUCGUACACAUAAACCACGCAGUUAUUCAUCUCAUUUCCCGAUAACUGCACAAAAGUUUAACGUAAACGUCAAAGAAGAAAGCGCAAAUCCAAAUCGUACUCAUAAACCACACAAUUAUCCAUCUCAUUUCCCGAUACCUUCACAAAAGUUUAAAGUGAACGUCAAAGAAGAAAGCGCAAAUCCAAAUCGUACACAUAAACCACGCAGUUAUUCAUCUCAUUUCCCGAUACCUUCACAAAAGUUUAACGUGAACGUCAAAGAAGAAAGCGCAAAUCUAAAUCGUACACAUAAACCACGCAGUUAUUCAUCUCAUUUCCCGAUACCUUCACAAAAGUUUAACGUAAACGUCAAAGAAGAAAGCGCAAAUCCAAAUCGUACACAUAAACCACGCAGUUAUUCAUCUCAUUUCCCGAUACCUUCACAAAAGUUUAACGUAAACGUCAAAGAAGAAAGCGCAAAUCUAAAUCGUACACAUAAACCACGCAGUUAUUCAUCUCAUUUCCCGAUACCUUCACAAAAGUUUAACGUAAACGUCAAAGAAGAAAGCGCAAAUCCAAAUCGUACACAUAAACCACGCAGUUAUUCAUCUCAUUUCCCGAUACCUUCACAAAAGUUUAACGUGAACGUCAAAGAAGAAAGCGCAAAUCCGAAUCGUACACAUAAACCACGCAGUUAUUCAUCUCAUUUCCCGAUACCUUCACAAAAGUUUAACGUAAACGUCAAAGAAGAAAGCGCAAAUCUAAAUCGUACACAUAAACCACACAAUUAUCCAUCUCAUCUCCCGAUACCUACUCAAACGCUUAAUGUUAGCGUCAAAGAAGAAAGCGCAAAUCCGAAUCGUACACAUAAACCACGCAGUUAUUCAUCUCAUUUCCCGAUAACUUCACAAAAGUUUAACGUAAACGUCAAAGAAGAAAGCGCAAAUCCAAAUCGUACUCAUAAACCACACAAUUAUCCAUCUCAUUUCCCGAUACCUUCACAAAAGUUUAAAGUGAACGUCAAAGAAGAAAGCGCAAAUCCAAAUCGUACACAUAAACCACGCAGUUAUUCAUCUCAUUUCCCGAUACCUUCACAAAAGUUUAACGUGAACGUCAAAGAAGAAAGCGCAAAUCCGAAUCGUACACAUAAACCACGCAGUUAUUCAUCUCAUUUCCCGAUACCUUCACAAAAGUUUAACGUAAACGUCAAAGAAGAAAGCGCAAAUCCAAAUCGUACACAUAAACCACGCAGUUAUUCAUCUCAUUUCCCGAUACCUUCACAAAAGUUUAACGUAAACGUCAAAGAAGAAAGCGCAAAUCUAAAUCGUACACAUAAACCACGCAGUUAUUCAUCUCAUUUCCCGAUACCUUCACAAAAGUUUAACGUAAACGUCAAAGAAGAAAGCGCAAAUCCAAAUCGUACACAUAAACCACGCAGUUAUUCAUCUCAUUUCCCGAUACCUUCACAAAAGUUUAACGUGAACGUCAAAGAAGAAAGCGCAAAUCCGAAUCGUACACAUAAACCACGCAGUUAUUCAUCUCAUUUCCCGAUACCUUCACAAAAGUUUAACGUAAACGUCAAAGAAGAAAGCGCAAAUCCAAAUCGUACACAUAAACCACGCAGUUAUUCAUCUCAUUUCCCGAUACCUUCACAAAAGUUUAACGUAAACGUCAAAGAAGAAAGCGCAAAUCCAAAUCGUACACAUAAACCACGCAGUUAUUCAUCUCAUUUCCCGAUACCUUCACAAAAGUUUAACGUAAACGUCAAAGAAGAAAGCGCAAAUCUAAAUCGUACACAUAAACCACGCAGUUAUUCAUCUCAUCUCCCGAUAUCUACUCAAACGCUUAAUGUUAACGUCAAAGAAGAAAGCGCAAAUCUAAAUCGUACACAUAAACCACACAAUUAUCCAUCUCAUCUCCCGAUAUCUACUCAAACGCUUACUGUUUACGUCAAAGAAGAAAGCGCAAAUCCGAAUCGUACACAUAAAACACACAAUUAUCCAUCUCAUCUCCCGAUAUCUACACAAACGCUUACUGUUUACGUCAAAGAAGAAAGCGCAAAUCUAAAUCGUACACAUAAACCACGCAGUUAUUCAUCUCAUUUCCCGAUACCUUCACAAAAGUUUAACGUAAACGUCAAAGAAGAAAGCGCAAAUCUAAAUCGUACACAUAAACCACACAAUUAUUCAUCUCAUGUCCCGAUAUCUACUCAAACGCUUAAUGUUAACGUCAAAGAAGAAAGCGCAAAUCCAAAUCGUACACAUAAACCACGCAGUUAUUCAUCUCAUUUCCCGAUACCUUCACAAAAGUUUAACGUAAACGUCAAAGAAGAAAGCGCAAAUCUAAAUCGUACACAUAAACCACGCAGUUAUUCAUCUCAUUUCCCGAUAACUUCACAAAAGUUUAACGUAAACGUCAAAGUAGAAAGCGCAAAUCCAAAUCGUACACAUAAACCACGCAGUUAUUCAUCUCAUUUCCCGAUAACUUCACAAAAGUUUAACGUAAACGUCAAAGAAGAAAGCGCAAAUCCGAAUCGUACACAUAAACCACGCAGUUAUUCAUCUCAUUUCCCGAUACCUUCACAAAAGUUUAACGUAAACGUCAAAGAAGAAAGCGCAAAUCCGAAUCGUACACAUAAACCACGCAGUUAUUCAUCUCAUUUCCCGAUAACUUCACAAAAGUUUAACGUAAACGUCAAAGAAGAAAGCGCAAAUCCGAAUCGUACACAUAAACCACGCAGUUAUUCAUCUCAUUUCCCGAUAACUUCACAAAAGUUUAACGUAAACGUCAAAGAAGAAAGCGCAAAUCCGAAUCGUACACAUAAACCACGCAGUUAUUCAUCUCAUUUCCCGAUAACUUCACAAAAGUUUAACGUAAACGUCAAAGAAGAAAGCGCAAAUCCAAAUCGUACUCAUAAACCACACAAUUAUCCAUCUCAUCUCCCGAUACCUUCACAAAAGUUUAAAGUGAACGUCAAAGAAGAAAGCGCAAAUCCAAAUCGUACACAUAAACCACGCAGUUAUUCAUCUCAUUUCCCGAUACCUUCACAAAAGUUUAACGUGAACGUCAAAGAAGAAAGCGCAAAUCCGAAUCGUACACAUAAACCACGCAGUUAUUCAUCUCAUUUCCCGAUACCUUCACAAAAGUUUAACGUAAACGUCAAAGAAGAAAGCGCAAAUCCAAAUCGUACACAUAAACCACGCAGUUAUUCAUCUCAUUUCCCGAUACCUUCACAAAAGUUUAACGUAAACGUCAAAGAAGAAAGCGCAAAUCUAAAUCGUACACAUAAACCACGCAGUUAUUCAUCUCAUUUCCCGAUACCUUCACAAAAGUUUAACGUAAACGUCAAAGAAGAAAGCGCAAAUCCAAAUCGUACACAUAAACCACGCAGUUAUUCAUCUCAUUUCCCGAUACCUUCACAAAAGUUUAACGUGAACGUCAAAGAAGAAAGCGCAAAUCCGAAUCGUACACAUAAACCACGCAGUUAUUCAUCUCAUUUCCCGAUACCUUCACAAAAGUUUAACGUAAACGUCAAAGAAGAAAGCGCAAAUCCAAAUCGUACACAUAAACCACGCAGUUAUUCAUCUCAUUUCCCGAUACCUUCACAAAAGUUUAACGUAAACGUCAAAGAAGAAAGCGCAAAUCCAAAUCGUACACAUAAACCACGCAGUUAUUCAUCUCAUUUCCCGAUACCUUCACAAAAGUUUAACGUAAACGUCAAAGAAGAAAGCGCAAAUCUAAAUCGUACACAUAAACCACGCAGUUAUUCAUCUCAUCUCCCGAUAUCUACUCAAACGCUUAAUGUUAACGUCAAAGAAGAAAGCGCAAAUCUAAAUCGUACACAUAAACCACACAAUUAUCCAUCUCAUCUCCCGAUAUCUACUCAAACGCUUACUGUUUACGUCAAAGAAGAAAGCGCAAAUCCGAAUCGUACACAUAAAACACACAAUUAUCCAUCUCAUCUCCCGAUAUCUACACAAACGCUUACUGUUUACGUCAAAGAAGAAAGCGCAAAUCUAAAUCGUACACAUAAACCACGCAGUUAUUCAUCUCAUUUCCCGAUACCUUCACAAAAGUUUAACGUAAACGUCAAAGAAGAAAGCGCAAAUCUAAAUCGUACACAUAAACCACACAAUUAUUCAUCUCAUGUCCCGAUAUCUACUCAAACGCUUAAUGUUAACGUCAAAGAAGAAAGCGCAAAUCCAAAUCGUACACAUAAACCACGCAGUUAUUCAUCUCAUUUCCCGAUACCUUCACGAAAGUUUAACGUAAACGUCAAAGAAGAAAGCGCAAAUCUAAAUCGUACACAUAAACCACGCAGUUAUUCAUCUCAUUUCCCGAUAACUUCACAAAAGUUUAACGUAAACGUCAAAGUAGAAAGCGCAAAUCCAAAUCGUACACAUAAACCACGCAGUUAUUCAUCUCAUUUCCCGAUAACUUCACGAAAGUUUAACGUAAACGUCAAAGAAGAAAGCGCAAAUCCGAAUCGUACACAUAAACCACGCAGUUAUUCAUCUCAUUUCCCGAUACCUUCACAAAAGUUUAACGUAAACGUCAAAGAAGAAAGCGCAAAUCCGAAUCGUACACAUAAACCACGCAGUUAUUCAUCUCAUUUCCCGAUAACUUCACAAAAGUUUAACGUAAACGUCAAAGAAGAAAGCGCAAAUCCGAAUCGUACACAUAAACCACGCAGUUAUUCAUCUCAUUUCCCGAUAACUUCACAAAAGUUUAACGUAAACGUCAAAGAAGAAAGCGCAAAUCCGAAUCGUACACAUAAACCACGCAGUUAUUCAUCUCAUUUCCCGAUAACUUCACAAAAGUUUAACGUAAACGUCAAAGAAGAAAGCGCAAAUCUAAAUCGUACACAUAAACCACGCAGUUAUUCAUCUCAUCUCCCGAUAUCUACUCAAACGCUUAAUGUUAACGUCAAAGAAGAAAGCGCAAAUCUAAAUCGUACACAUAAACCACACAAUUAUCCAUCUCAUCUCCCGAUAUCUACUCAAACGCUUACUGUUUACGUCAAAGAAGAAAGCGCAAAUCCGAAUCGUACACAUAAAACACACAAUUAUCCAUCUCAUCUCCCGAUAUCUACACAAACGCUUACUGUUUACGUCAAAGAAGAAAGCGCAAAUCUAAAUCGUACACAUAAACCACGCAGUUAUUCAUCUCAUUUCCCGAUAACUUCACAAAAGUUUAACGUAAACGUCAAAGAAGAAAGCGCAAAUCUAAAUCGUACACAUAAACCACACAAUUAUUCAUCUCAUGUCCCGAUAUCUACUCAAACGCUUAAUGUUAACGUCAAAGAAGAAAGCGCAAAUCCAAAUCGUACACAUAAACCACGCAGUUAUUCAUCUCAUUUCCCGAUACCUUCACAAAAGUUUAACGUAAACGUCAAAGAAGAAAGCGCAAAUCUAAAUCGUACACAUAAACCACGCAGUUAUUCAUCUCAUUUCCCGAUAACUUCACAAAAGUUUAACGUAAACGUCAAAGAAGAAAGCGCAAAUCUAAAUCGUACACAUAAACCACGCAGUUAUUCAUCUCAUUUCCCGAUAACUUCACAAAAGUUUAACGUAAACGUCAAAGAAGAAAGCGCAAAUCCGAAUCGUACACAUAAACCACGCAGUUAUUCAUCUCAUUUCCCGAUACCUUCACAAAAGUUUAACGUAAACGUCAAAGAAGAAAGCGCAAAUCCGAAUCGUACACAUAAACCACGCAGUUAUUCAUCUCAUCUCCCGAUAUCUACUCAAACGCUUAAUGUUAACGUCAAAGAAGAAAGCGCAAAUCCGAAUCGUACACAUAAACCACGCAGUUAUUCAUCUCAUUUCCCGAUAACUUCACAAAAGUUUAACGUAAACGCCAAAGAAGAAAGCGCAAAUCCGAAUCGUACACAUAAACCACGCAGUUAUUCAUCUCAUUUCCCGAUAACUUCACAAAAGUUUAACGUAAACGUCAAAGAAGAAAGCGCAAAUCCAAAUCGUACACAUAAACCACGCAGUUAUCCAUCUCAUCUCCCGAUAUCUACUCAAACGCCUAAUGUUAGCGUCAAAGAAGAAAGCGCAAAUCCAAAUCGUACACAUAAACCACGCAGUUAUUCAUCUCAUUUCCCGAUACCUUCACAAAAGUUUAACGUAAACGUCAAAGAAGAAAGCGCAAAUCUAAAUCGUAGACAUAAACCACACAAUUAUCCAUCUCAUCUCCCGAUAUCUACUCAAACGCUUAAUGUUAGCGUCAAAGAAGAAAGCGCAAAUCCAAAUCGUACACAUAAACCACGCAGUUAUUCAUCUCAUUUCCCGAUACCUUCACAAAAGUUUAACGUAAACGUCAAAGAAGAAAGCGCAAAUCCAAAUCGUACACAUAAACCACGCAGUUAUUCAUCUCAUUUCCCGAUACCUUCACAAAAGUUUAACGUAAACGUCAAAGAAGAAAGCGCAAAUCCGAAUCGUACACAUAAACCACGCAGUUAUUCAUCUCAUUUCCCGAUACCUUCACAAAAGUUUAACGUAAACGUCAAAGAAGAAAGCGCAAAUCCAAAUCGUACACAUAAACCACGCAGUUAUUCAUCUCAUUUCCCGAUACCUUCACAAAAGUUUAACGUAAACGUCAAAGAAGAAAGCGCAAAUCUAAAUCGUACACAUAAACCACGCAGUUAUCCAUCUCAUCUCCCGAUAUCUACUCAAACGCUUAAUGUUAACGUCAAAGAAGAAAGCGCAAAUCCGAAUCGUACACAUAAACCACGCAGUUAUUCAUCUCAUUUCCCGAUACCUUCACAAAAGUUUAACGUAAACGUCAAAGACGAAAGCGCAAAUCCGAAUCGUACACAUAAACCACGCAGUUAUUCAUCUCAUUUCCCGAUACCUUCACAAAAGUUUAACGUAAACGUCAAAGAAGAAAGCGCAAAUCCGAAUCGUACACAUAAACCACACAAUUAUCCAUCUCAUCUCCCGAUACCUUCACAAAAGUUUAACGUAAACGUCAAAGAAGAAAGCGCAAAUCCGAAUCGUACACAUAAACCACGCAGUUAUCCAUCUCAUCUCCCGAUAUCUACUCAAACGCUUAAUGUUAGCGUCAAAGAAGAAAGCGCAAAUCUAAAUCGUACACGUAAACCACACAAUUAUCCGUCCCAUCUCCCGUUAUCUACACAGUCGCCUAAUGUAAACAUCAAAAAAGAUGAAAGUCCAAGUGAAUUUCCAAUAUCUCAUGAUCAUUUAAACAGCAGUCACAUUCAUAUAAUACAAAAUACAACGGUUAUAUUUUCAAAUAAUCAAAAUGAAUAUCUACAAUCUUUAUGGUUAUCAUCUGUGAUAGUAUCAAGUACAAUAGCCACCCUUAUUUCUACCAGUAUUUGUGUUGUAUUACUUUGUAUAUUCAUAAUAGUAUUGAAAGUUAAUUAUGUCAGGAAGGACUCACAUUAUUCAUCAGCUAACACAAUUACCUGA
Molecule: messenger RNA, 9375 nt
Organism: Trichobilharzia regenti
Lineage: Eukaryota; Metazoa; Platyhelminthes; Trematoda; Strigeidida; Schistosomatidae
Source: the annotation of a GenBank genome assembly